Molecule: messenger RNA, 510 nt
Organism: Prorocentrum cordatum
Lineage: Eukaryota; Dinophyceae; Prorocentrales; Prorocentraceae
Source: the annotation of a GenBank genome assembly
AUGCUGUGGCUGCAUGCGCAGGGCCUCCUCCCGAUGGAGCCGCACCAGGCUUACGGGUCCCUGUUUGCGAAGGGCACCGGGCAUUUUGAUGUCGAGGUGGACUGGAGCAACGAGACCGUCGGGGUCAAUCUCGGUGAACGUCCACAUCAACGACGGCGCCGACGGCGCACCCAGGAACCUCCUCAACUUCGAGCGCGCCGGCCUGGCCCUGAUGCCGGGCGAGGUCGAUCCCCUGCUCGGCUCAUGGCGCUGCGCCCAGGCAGCUACUGGCGCUACGCCGCGCCGGCGGGCACCACCUCCCGAGUCCCCGGGCGCUUCGACCCGAGGGCGCCGCCGCGACGCAUCCGAGGACCGCCGGCCGUCGAGAGGGCCGCGGCGCCCGACGCGGGCCAGCGCCGCCGCGGGAGCGCGCGGCCGCUCACGAGCGCGGCGCUUCUCGCCGGCCUGCCCGCGCGGCGGCCCGGCGCUGGGCUGUCGCCAGCGGCUCGGGUGCUGCGGGGGGCGGUCUGA